CACGCAUAGGGUUAACUCCUGAAACCACUUCCCAGUUCCCACCCCCCUCCUCGUCCCUCUUCUCAAAGAAAGCUGGACACUGUCCCAGCCGCUUACUGCAGCCACAUGCCUGAGGAGAGAGCUAUUGAGGAGCUAGACAUGAAUACCUUCCCUACAAACGAGUCCAAGGAAACCCUCUUUGCACUCGUCUCCCCAAAAGAGGAACUUCCCCGGCCCUCGAGCCCUCCAAAGAAAACAGCUUGGAAAAUCUGUGGCUCUAAUUACCCACUGAGCAUUGCCUUCAUCGUGGUGAAUGAGUUCUGUGAACGAUUCUCCUACUAUGGCAUGAAAGCUGUGCUGACACUUUACUUUCUGUACUUCCUACACUGGAGUGAAGACACAUCUACAUCUGUAUACCAUGCCUUCAGCAGCCUCUGCUAUUUCACACCUCUCUUGGGAGCAGUCAUGGCUGACUCUUGGUUGGGAAAGUUCAGGACAAUCCUUUAUCUCUCUUUGGUGUACGUUCUCGGUCACGUGAUCAAGUCACUGGGCGCAGUACCAGUUGUGGGGGGACAUCUAAUGCACACGGUGCUAUCCAUGGUUGGCCUUUUCCUGAUAGCGUUGGGAACAGGAGGUAUCAAACCCUGCGUAGCAGCCUUUGGUGGAGACCAGUUUGAAGAAGAACAUGCCAAAGAAAGGAGCAGAUUCUUCUCAGUCUUCUAUUUGGCCAUCAAUGCAGGGAGUUUGAUCUCCGUGUUUGUCACGCCCAUGCUAAGAGGUGAUGUACAGUGCUUUGGAGGAGACUGUUAUGCAUUAGCCUUUGGGGUUCCAGGAAUGCUAAUGGUACUAGCUCUUGUUGUGUUUGCUCUUGGAAGUAAGAUGUACAAAAAACCUCCCCCUGAAGGAAACAUAGUGGUUGAAGUCUCCAAAUGUAUCUGGUUUGCUAUUUCAAAUCGCCUGAAGAACCGUUCCAGUGAAAUUCCAAAGAGAGAGCACUGGCUGGACUGGGCAGAGGAAAAGUAUCCGAAACAGCUCAUCUUAGAAGUGAAGGCACUGACCCGUGUGUUGUUCCUUUAUAUUCCACUGCCAAUGUUCUGGGCUCUCUUGGAUCAGCAGGGCUCUCGGUGGACUCUGCAGGCAACUAGGAUGAAUGGUAAUAUGGGAUUUUUUGUGUUCCAGCCUGACCAGAUACAGGUGCUGAAUCCCCUUCUGGUGCUUAUCUUUAUCCCAAUGUUUGACUUGGGGAUUUACCCUUUGGUCAAGAUGUGUGGAAUCAAUUUAACGUCUAUUAGGAAAAUGGCAACUGGUAUGAUCCUGGCAUCCCUAGCAUUUGCUAUUGCAGCUACUGUUGAGAUCAAGAUAAAUGAACUGAGCCCACACACGCCAGGAGGCAAAGAGGUUUACCUAAGGAUUCUGAAUCUAGCAGAUGAUGAAGUGAAAGUGUCAUUAAAGAAUUAUCAUAACAACUCUGUGUUUCCAGAGCCCAUUAAGCCCUUUCAGAAGACAACAGACCAUUCUAAAAUGCUCUUGACUACAGAGAGCCAGAGUUUUCACUUCCAGCUACAGUAUCACAACAGGUCUGUUACCAGUGAGCACAUGCUGGAAGAGAAGAACAGAUACAGUUUGGUCAUUCGUGGAGAUCAAAGUGGAGUUUCCAGCAUCCUGGUGAAGGGCAUGGCAACUUCAACAGCCAAUGGGAUGGCAGCUGUGAGGUUUAUUAACACCUUGGAUAAAGAUGUUAACCUCACCUUAAGCAGAGAUGUUUCCCUCAGUGUUGGUGAAGACUAUGGCAUCUCUGACUACAAAACCUUGGAAAGGGGAAAGUACCAUCACGUGCAGUGUAGAACAGAAGAUAAGGACUUCUCCUUGGACCUGGGACUACUUGACUUUGGUGCAGCAUAUGUAAUUGCUAUUACUAAUAGUUCUGAUCAGGGUCUCCAGGCAUGGAAAACUGAAGAUAUUUCACCCAAUCAAAUGUCCAUUGCAUGGCAGUUACCACAGUACAUAAUGAUUACUGCAGCCGAGGUUAUGUUUUCUGUCACUGGGCUUGAGUUCUCUUAUGCUCAGGCCCCCCUCAGCAUGAAGUCGGUGCUACAAGCAGCCUGGCUCCUGACAGUGGCCAUAGGGAAUAUCAUCGUACUUAUUGUGGCACAGACAAGUGCUUUGGUACAGUGGGCUGAAUUUAUCUUGUUUUCCUGUCUCCUGCUUAUUGUUUGUCUCAUCUUUUCCAUCAUGGGCUACUUCUACAUCCCUAUUAAACCAGAAGAUGCUUAUAAUCUGGAGGACACAAUGCCUUCCCAUAUCAAGGAGAACGCGAGAAACCUGGUGACCAAGAAGACAAAACUCUGACUGCUCCCUUAGCUCUAUUCCAAGCCCUUUUUUUUAACCUGCCCUAAUCAGUCUAACUCAUCCCUGGUCCUGGCCCAGCCUACACCUGGCACUGAGUAUCCUUCUUCCUACUGGGCUAGGCCAAAGAAGUAGCACCAAUUUCAUCAGAGAC
Molecule: messenger RNA, 2479 nt
Organism: Phascolarctos cinereus (koala)
Lineage: Eukaryota; Metazoa; Chordata; Mammalia; Diprotodontia; Phascolarctidae
Product: solute carrier family 15 member 2-like
Biological process (GO): oligopeptide transport; transmembrane transport
Cellular component (GO): membrane
Molecular function (GO): oligopeptide transmembrane transporter activity
Source: RefSeq, a predicted model, not a curated record